Messenger RNA from Notodromas monacha, 270 nucleotides. The record is from the annotation of a GenBank genome assembly. NCBI's taxonomy places the organism in Eukaryota, Metazoa, Arthropoda, Ostracoda, Podocopida, Cyprididae.
GAGGUUGGAGGGCCUAGUGUAACUCUUAAUGUACUAGGGCAUCAGUGGUAUUGGGAGUACUCGUUGGCUAAUAUUGAGGGUGAGAGAGAACCGAAGGUGGGAGUAGCCAGAUUGUUGGAUGUAGAUAAUAAAGUGGUCCUCCCUUCUAACGUGUUGACUCGAGUUUUGGUCAGAGCUGGAGACGUGAUUCAUUCUUGGGCGCUGCCUGAAUUGGGGGUAAAGGUGGAUGCUGUUCCGGGUCGACUCAAUCAAGUAGGGGUUUGUCCUGGA